This is a messenger RNA of Colletotrichum destructivum, 450 nucleotides long. RefSeq lists its product as uncharacterized. NCBI's taxonomy places the organism in Eukaryota, Fungi, Ascomycota, Sordariomycetes, Glomerellales, Glomerellaceae. The record is from RefSeq and is a predicted model, not a curated record. Bases 1 to 450 code for a protein of 149 amino acids. The transcript is spliced from 2 exons.
AUGACACUAUUUGGUCGAAACACGGAUAUAGGAACACUUGGGCCGCCUGCUCCAUGGGCUGGAAAUGCUCCACCAAUGACAAUUGUAUCCACGUUCUGGUCGAGAGGUGGUGCGGAGGAUGGAGAUCCAGAAGAACAUAACGUGACCACAAACCGAUCGCCUGAGAAGUUUCCUGAAUUCACUACAUGUACAGAUGGCCUUCCAACGCCAGUACUCCCAUCUAGCACGCCCGCGCGGCUGUAUAGAAAUCUCGACAAGUCUGCCCACACACAUGAGCCAGGUUCCGAACAGCCUUUUGCAAAUGCUGCCACGGCUGGCUUGUACCUGGUUGUGGUUCUGCUUAUCAUGCGCACAGUCGUAGGUGUCUUUGACGGCGAUGCAGUGCAAUGCAUCUUCUCUCAUAUCCAGCAACUCUCGAUUGAGGAAAGCCAUGAUAAAGUCAACAGAUGA